AUGAGUAAAAUAAAUUUAUCAAUAAGUGAAUGUAAUCAACUACGCUUACUACCAUCAAAUGAUUUAUCUAGACAUCUCUAUUUCUCUACUAAUGAGUUUAUCGAUCAGAUGAAACAAACAAAUAACAAAAUAAUCGACGAAAAUAAUGAUCUUGAUGAAGGUGAAGAUCAAGGUGAGUGUGUUGAAGACAUAGGCGAUGAUGAUGAGGAUGAAGAGGAUGACGAGGAGGGAAUCAGUGCAGAAUUAUAUGAGGAUGAGGCGGAGAACGCAGAAGAAGAUGAUGAUGACGAUGUUGACACAAUAAACAGCUACAAAAAACAGUCUACAAGACACAAUUUGAAUUCUAAUUCAAAUGACUAA
Molecule: messenger RNA, 360 nt
Organism: Schistosoma mattheei
Lineage: Eukaryota; Metazoa; Platyhelminthes; Trematoda; Strigeidida; Schistosomatidae
Source: the annotation of a GenBank genome assembly